ACCCGCCGCCACUUGUCCAAAGAGUCAGACACGAGGAGACCGUCAGGCAGGCAGGAUGGAGGUGGACAAGGGCGCUCGCUUCAGGAAGGUGGCCAACAUAGGGCGCGGCACCUUCGGGGAGGCGUGGCUGGUGGUGAGCACGUGUUCCCGGCGCAGGUACGUGAUGAAGGAGGUGCGACUGGAAGACCUACCUGCAGAAGAGGUGGAGAAGACGCGGCAGGAGGCGGAGGUGCUGGCCCGCUGCAAACACGCCAGUAUUGUGCGCUAUAAAGAGUGCUUUGUCAGGCCCACGCCCCUCACUAUGUGCCUCGUUAUGGAGUACGCCGGAGGAGGCGAUCUGUCCCAGCGGGUGAGCGAGGCCAGGCGGCGAGGACAGCAGCUGGCCGAGGACGUGGUGCUAGAUUGGUUUUCGCAAAUCAUCCUUGCUGUUCAGUACCUUCACUCCAACAACAUCCUGCACAGAGACCUCAAGACUCAAAACAUUUUCCUGACGGCGGAUAACCUGGUGAAGGUGGGAGACUUCGGCAUUGCCAGGCUGCUGCGGGACAGACAGGACCUGGCCACCACCACCAUCGGCACGCCCUUCUACCUGUCGCCGGAGAUCUGCCUCAGACGCCCAUACAACCACAAGAGUGACAUGUGGGCGGUAGGCUGCGUCCUCUAUGAGCUGUGCGCCCUCAGACAGCCCUUCCAAGACGCAUCCUUCGACCGCCUCGUGAUGAAGAUCCUGGAGGGAGAAUAUGAACCCUUGCCUGCGAGCUACACACCUCUGGUACACCACCUGACGAAGCUGCUGCUGAGGACGAUCCCUGAGAGACGCCCCUCCGCCGCUGCCCUGCUCACUACGCCCGGCCUGACGCCCUACGUGCAGGGGUACCUCAGCAGGUACGAGGUGUCCUUAGCAGAGAGGGGGACAGAGAGUAAGGAGUCCCCUGUACCCCCUGGUCCAUCAUCCCCCCUCAAACCCCAGGAGGUCAGGAUGCUGCAGGACCCCCCUCACCUGGCCAGGAUAAAGGACAGUGCGAGGACAAGACGUCAGCGAGGGAGUGUUGACCUGGGCAGCAUCCAGUCAGUACAGAGAGGCAAGGAGCGUGGACUGAAGCGUAACAGGAAGGGGGAGGAGAGAGAGCGUGCCUACUCAGACUCCACCCUGCCCACUUUCCCUCCUUCCCCGCUGACCCCCUCCCCUCCCCUCACUCCCAACCCUCGCUUCCCCAUCCCGCCAGCCCUCAGCGCCCUCCCUGUCCCCUCCACCUCCCUGAAUUGUGGUGCUGGGGAUAGUGGAGGGGGUUUUGCCAGUCCCCUCCCGUGUCUGCCAUGCAAGCGAGCGGACACCCCUUGGCCUAAAGUGAAGAAGAAUUUGUUGAGGUGAUGAAAGAGACAGUGUGUAAGUUUGUAUUGUGGAAAGCAAUAAAGAUGAGUGUUUUAUUGAGAUGGGAAGGACUUGGAAGUGAGGAGGUUUAAGGUGAGUUGAUAAUUAAGGUGAAAGAAAAUGAGGCUGGAAGUUUUAUGGAUUUGUAAGGGUUUGUUAAUGUGAAGAUCGGUUUGUUAGUGAUGUGAAAAAAGGUUGAGGUGAAAGUAAAGAUUAAAAAGAAAGGCGAAAUAAAAAACAAGAAAAAAAAUGAGAGUUUAAGGUGAUAAAAGUAAAUACAUAAAGGUUUAUUUAAGGUGGAAGGAAUUAAGCUGAGUACGAAAAUGAGAAUGUAAAAGGUGAAAGAAAAGGUUGAGGUGAAAAAAGGUGAAAGAAAAGGUUGAGGUGACGAGUUUAUUAAGGCGAAAACAAACGUUAAGGUGAAAAGAAUUACGAUUAAAUAGGAGUUUAUUAAACGUGAAAGUUUGUGAAGGUGAAAGUUUCAAGGUAAAAGUUUGAAGAUGAGAGAGAGAGAAAUGUGGAUAAUGAUGAUGGAAGUAGAUUGUUACGUAAAAGUUUAACCUGACAAGGGAUUAAAGUGAAAAGUGAGUGAAAGUGCAAAAGUUUAUCAAGACAAAGGGAGCUGGUGAUAGACUGUAAUGAUAAGAGGUGAUAAGAGUUGAUAAAAGAGAUGAAGCUGGAAAAGAAAGCUUCAAACACUUAACGAGGGUGAGAAAAAAAUAAAGUAAAAUAACCAAUGAAGGUGAAAAGUUGAAAAUGAAGAGGAAAGUCAAAAAAAGAUUAUUUUAGUGGAAACUCGUGCGGAAAUGACAAUAUAACAACAAAUGUAUGUAAUGUGAUGGUUUUUGUAAUUCACUUUUUAAAAUUGCGACUGACUUUUUAUUUUUUUUUUUUUCGUAGUCUUUAAAAAAAAUUCCAUUUUUACUUAACUUUUUCCCUCCUUUUCCUCUCCUCCUCUUCCUCAUCAGCAUCAUCGUUCUGCUCUUUUUUUUUUUCCUCGUACUGCUAUUUUUCCUUCUGUUCUUCGUUCAAUUUCGUCCCUCCUCCUCCUCCACCUCCUCCAGCUUCUUCCCUUCCCUUUUUUCCUACAACUUUCCCUGUUCUAUUCCUUUUCCUAUUUCUUUUCCAUUUUCAUUCAUUCGUUUCUUACUCGUUUUUUUUUUCCUUAUUUCUCGUUUUUUCUUUUUUUUCUUCUCUGUAUUUCUCCUUCUCUUCUCCUCCUCCUCUACCAUCGACUAUUCCCUGACAGCACUGAUGAUGGAUGUAUUUGUAUCUCGUUCCUGUUGACUUCCUUUUAUAAGCCAUGGCAAGGUUGGGAAUUGUAUCUAUGUAUGUAAAACUUUUAUAACUGUCCCAAGCCACAACGAUAUUAGUAUUUUUAAUGUGAGAUGUGAUAAUUAAACGUUUCUUUCCUGUAAUUAA
This is a messenger RNA of Scylla paramamosain (green mud crab), 2794 nucleotides long. RefSeq names its product serine/threonine-protein kinase Nek3-like. The transcript has 10 exons. Gene Ontology annotation, biological process: protein phosphorylation. Gene Ontology annotation, molecular function: ATP binding; protein kinase activity. The record is from RefSeq and is a predicted model, not a curated record. Bases 56 to 1372 code for a protein of 438 amino acids. Lineage: Eukaryota; Metazoa; Arthropoda; Malacostraca; Decapoda; Portunidae.